GAAUGUCGUUUACUUACAUAGAAAUGACACACUGUUAUCGUGUAUGAAACUCUUAUCCAUUUUUUCUUUCUCUUCAACACUGAACAAGUUAACAACACCAACCAAAACUACCACCUUCAAUUUCAAUUCAAUUUCAUAAUCUUCUUCUAUAUUCAAUCAACACGAAAAAAUGCUUCUUCAAACAAGAAACUUUAGUGCACCGCAUUUCACACCAAAAACAACAACUACUAACAAAAUCCCUUUGUAUAGCCCUUCAAAUUCAAUUUCAUUCCGAUCAACAAAAUGCUCAAUUUCAUCACCCCAAUUGGAAUUGAAAAUCGAUAACAAUAAGAUUACCAAACCAUUUCCAUCUGAAGUUUCAAGAACCGUUAUGGAUUUAGCUAGGGUUGGCACACUUUCUACUUUGACUCAACAGGGUCACCCUCUUGGUAUUGGUGUUCGAUUUGUUGUUGAUUCUGAAGAUGGAACCCCUUUUUUCUACUUCAAUCAUAAUGCUAUUCCCACCACCAAUAACAACAUUAACACCCCCUCUUCACUUCAUGUUCAGUUUAUACAAUCUGGAUUGCGUACCCCUCAAUGUACACUUCAAGGAACCCUUACAAAACCGGAGGAUCCAAGCUUGAUCAAGCGGUUUGCUUCAUUGUGGAAGAAGAGGUUUGGAGAAGAAGUUGAUCAAGAUUUUAUGUAUAUUAUUGCUGUAGAUAGGGUGCUGCACUUGGAUGAUUUGCAGGAGGAUGGUGUGUGGUUCACCUCUUUAGACUACAAAAAUGCUCAACCCGAUCCCCUUCGAGAGUUUGCUGAGAAUUUAGUUGCCGAAAUUAACACCAAUAAUAUGGAAGACAUUACUCGCUUUUGCAAUGUCUAUGCUGAUCUGAAUUUCCAGGUCUCAGAAGCAAAGAUGAUAUGGGUGGACCGUCUGGGCUUCGAUUUGCGUUUGUUUUCACCUAAUAAUGGUUUAUUCGAGGUCCGCAUUCCUUUCCCUAGAGAAGUCAGCGAUGAAAAAGGUGCCAAGUCAACAUUUAAUUGUAUGUCACAAUUGGCUUGGGAGGUUGAAAGAAACUUCCAUCCUCUUGAUUUUGAGAAGGUUACACAAUUGAAACACAUAAAGUCUUGAUGCUUGAGUUAUAUUUUUAUCUGCACACAACCACUUACCAGUUUCGGCAAAUAUGCAAUGGGAAGGUUUGUAAUUUUUCGAGAAUGUGACAAUUUUUAUGGUGUUUGUAUUCCAUGAUGAUUCAUUUGAGGCUUGAUGUAGAGAUCAUUUUGAAGACCAAGCUUGACUAAGUUUUGCAAGGUAAUUUUAUAGAAAUGUUUGCAAAAUGUUUCUUUCUAAAAAAAGUGUUUCGAUAUUGAAUUGAAUGUAUUUGGAAAACACAAAAAUCACGGUGAAAAAUCAGUGGGAGGGCUCUAAACUCAAGGUGGCAUUUAUCGACCGCCCAAUCAAACACGGUCUGAGAAAUGAAAAAUUCUAUUUGUAAUUGGAUUUAGACCAGCAGUAAAAAUCUAUGGUGAAUGUUCAUA
Molecule: messenger RNA, 1521 nt
Organism: Cicer arietinum (chickpea)
Lineage: Eukaryota; Viridiplantae; Streptophyta; Magnoliopsida; Fabales; Fabaceae
Product: glutamyl-tRNA reductase-binding protein, chloroplastic
Cellular component (GO): chloroplast
Source: RefSeq, a predicted model, not a curated record